AUGACUUCAUCUCGUAUUAUUUCACGUCUUAUUGUACCGACUACUCUUAGUCGUCUAGCUACUUUGGGUAACAUAAAUGGUCCAGUACGUCAUCUUGUCUAUCGAAGUCCAAGAAAUUUGCCUGGUGUAUUUCUUGGAUCAACAUCAAAUAUCUUUCGAGAUUUAGAAAGAGAAUUUGAUCGCAUGCAACGACAAUUCGAUAACUAUUUUCGGGGUAAUGUGGCUAAUGAUAACCGAUCAUUAAUAAAUUCCUCACAUGAUAAUAUUCAGGAAAAUCAAACGAUAAUUACUGAAUUAGAUGGAUCCAGAAAGUUUCAACUUACAUUUGAUAUGAGGGGCUUUGAACCUGAAGAAGUUAAAAUUAAAACACAUAAUGGUUCAUUAAUGAUUUCAGCUAAGAAAGAAAAGAAGGCUGGAAAUAGUUAUUCACUUCACGAAUUCAGUCAAACUUAUACACUACCAGAAGAUCUUAAACUAGAAGAUUUAAAAUCAACUUUUGCAGAAACCGGCAUUGUUACAAUCGAAGCACCUCUACCUAAAGUCGAACCAAAAAAUCGACAAAUUCAAAUUGAACAUUCAAAAUAA
Molecule: messenger RNA, 585 nt
Organism: Rotaria socialis
Lineage: Eukaryota; Metazoa; Rotifera; Eurotatoria; Philodinida; Philodinidae
Source: the annotation of a GenBank genome assembly